AGAGACGUGUUUGGGGUCCUUUACCAGGGCCAGGCGGCUGCAGACCCCUGACUGUGUCCUGUGUGUGUCGGGGGGGAGGUGUCCGGCGGUGGAGGGCGGAGGACGGGUCUGGGGCAGGGAGAGCUCCCUUCUAGGGCUGAAGCCCGGGCAGCUUCCUGCUGCCUCCCUGCUCCCUGACCUCUGCAGGCCACAGGUGCAGUCACCCAGCACCCUGUGUCCCGGCCAAAGGCCACGGCCCGCCUGAUCUGUGUGUGUCCCUCACAUCCUCGGGGUCCAUCUGUCCUCCGUGUCUGUCCUCGGUAGCCCCUCGUGCGCCGAUGCCUCUCCGCCGCCCCCAGACUCAGUCUCCCCUUGGUCCCAGCUGUCACUUGCCCCAAGGCUGCAGAAACCCCAGGGCUGGCACUUGAGGUCCUGGCUCCCGCUGUGCCGGAAGUGGAGGGAGCAGCCUGUCCUGUCCCGAGGGCCUCGGCCUGGAGUCCAGCACAGCGGGGCAUCGCGGUAGCUUGCAUGGCACGGCUGGGCAUGGGCCGUGAGGUCAGAGAGGCCUCCGGAUCUCAGGGGCAGGAGGAGAUGCUGCCCAGUAAUAGCGAGGGCCACUUCAUACCACUGGGCUGGCUGGCUGAAAAACACCCAGAUGCAGAACAACAGCGUCAGUGAGCGUGUGCAGAAGAUGGAACUCGGCGGGUGGGAAAGGCACCACUGCUGCUGUGGAGUUGUGACAAAGUUUGAAGAUUUCUUGAAAGGCGAACAUGGCAUUGUGCUGGGACCUGGUGCUUCCACUCCUAGAACGUGGGCAAGGUCGUCGCCAAGGGCUGCCGAUACCUCAUCCUCGGCCUGCAGAGCUUCGCCACCGCCUACUCCUCCCCGUUCGCAGUGGCCACCAGCGUGGUAUCCUUCGUGCGCUAGAGGACCCCGCGCCUUCUGGACUUGGACUCGCAGUGCACGCGGACUGAACCAGAGAGCUGCCUUCCUUGUUGGGUCGGACGGGUCAGGCGCGAGCCACCCUGCUGCCCUCCGGCUGCCUCGGCUCCUGGACACUGGCCGGGUGUCCUGUGGCCUGGACUGGGCCCGGGAGAGUUGGUCCUGGGACACUCAGCCUUCGUGGGAAGGCAGCAGGGUGGGCUGGAGACGGGCUAAGUCCAUCCCAGGGCAGGGAGCGGCCUUGCCGGGCCCCUGGUUCGGGGUUCCCCUGCUCAGGGUGCAGGCGCCCGGGGUGCCCAGCGCCCUGGCUUCCUCACUUCCGAGGCUGCACAAAGUAGCUGUGUAUUUCUCUUUUCUUUCUUUUUUUUUUUUGGUACCAGGGAUUGAACUCGGGUCCUUGCGCUUGCAAGGCAGGCCACCGAACCGCUGAGCUGAGUCCCUGGCCCCAGUAGCUGUGUAUUUCUGAAAUCGUGCUCUCCUACCCUGUCUCUCCACCACUCUGUCCUGGGAAUUUCCUCACAGGCUUGGGAAGAGGGAGGGCGGGCGGAAGAGAGAAAGGAGCGGGAAGAGAAGGAGGGUGGGGAAGGGCAGGGGAAGGGAGGGAAGGACAUCUUCCCUUUGCAGGCUCUGAGCUUUGCCUCGUGCAGUCUCAGCUGGGCCACGGGCUGGGGAGCACCGGAGACUCCUGAGCUCCUC
Messenger RNA from Fukomys damarensis (Damara mole-rat), 1617 nucleotides. RefSeq lists its product as uncharacterized. The transcript has 3 exons. The coding region runs from base 635 to 1351 and encodes 238 amino acids. The record is from RefSeq and is a predicted model, not a curated record. Lineage: Eukaryota; Metazoa; Chordata; Mammalia; Rodentia; Bathyergidae.